Molecule: messenger RNA, 1356 nt
Organism: Phytomonas sp. EM1
Lineage: Eukaryota; Euglenozoa; Kinetoplastea; Trypanosomatida; Trypanosomatidae
Source: the annotation of a GenBank genome assembly
AUGUCUUCCUUUGCCCAGUACGACGACCUCACCUUCUGUCACUAUAUGGAGGACAUCCCACGUGAAGAGGUCGUGGGACUCUGGCGGCGGGCCGCCCUCCUCAUGGCGUCGCACCUCUUCGAUAACGAGCUCUUCCGGGCCCGUGGGGACCUCCCCCGUCACAAAGUAUCGGUCGUGUGUGGGCUGUUUGUGCAGCGGGUGGGUGCCUUCACCUACACGGUCGCGGUUGUCACGCGGGGCACCGGGUCCGACGUCGCGGUGCAUCUUCUUCUGCGGGAUACCAGCCGCCGCCUGGGGAGGUGCUUUUCUCGUCAGUUCGAGACCUUCCCGAUCGGCGCGCCCCUGCGGCGCGUGUCGCUGCGGCUUCAAUGGGCCAGGAGCCCGGUGCGCAUCGUACCCGGCGUUUGCCUCCCGGUCAUUCGAGUUAUUCUCGACGACCGGCGCGGGGACUUCGGCUCUCCAUGGCCAGCGCAGCAAAGCGGCGGGUCGGAGAUGUCACGGAUGCACUUCGCCUCCUCCUCACGGGGCACGGACAACCUCAGCAUGGGGACCCGUAUCGUCCCUGACGCCUUCAGGGGCUAUAGCAUAGUACGUCUUUUCCUGGCGCGCCCUCUCUGGUCGAGGCUGCUGGGCCACUGCAUCAAAGCUAUCCCGCAUCGGCUCUCGUCGCUACCUUCAAGCUCGUGGAGUGAGAGUCUAAAUCUAUUCACCUUCAGACAUACUUUUCAGACUUCGAGCUCGGUGACACAGUCUGAUAGACAGUAUCAUCAUAACCCUUAUGUAUCCGGCAGAUAUAGCCAUCCGGAUUCUUCAAUUGAUGACCGCUUACCACCCAACUUCUCCAGCGUCGACACCUCGUCUUUAUCGUUCGCACAAUAUAUGCUCAUGAACGAUUCAUCGCUUCCGCAAUUUAAUGCCCUGGGCUCAUGUGGUGAAACUCGGGUUACCUCCGAAUCCCAGAAUAGUUCUUUGGAGGAUGCUCGCCUUUCGACGGUGCGGAGUAUAGGUGAAAUGAUUCCGUCAUGCGUCGUCCAGUUCAAUUCAUUCCCUCCCAGCGAGGACAAGUCUCAAAACGAGGCUGCCACGACCACAGGCGCUGGGAACAUUAACGACUCUGACAAUGCCACAACACAAAACAACUCAUAUCAUAAUCUUAGUUUCAGGGUAGAUCUAGAGACCGGGUAUCCAGAAAUUUAUGCACACACAGACCUGCUAUUCAGCAAUAUAAAAGUUGAUGCUGUCGGUGAACAUCUUAUCGGUGUUGAAGUUGAUGUGGGGAGUCCCUAUAGGCCUUUUGUACCUACUUUAUAUGGACAUGUAGGCCCAUUUUUGGUUGUCAAUGGGCUAUAUGAAUAG